AUGUUUAGAAAACUAAAAUCAGUAUUUUCUAGACCAAAAUUAGCACCUGAGAUAGCAGAUUGCAAGGAUGAAGGUGCCCCUCCACCACCAAAGGCAUCCACAGGCCAGGAUGAAAAUAAAACAACAAAUGAACCACAGAAAGCAGAGGCCAAUAAUAAAGCAGAGCCUAACCCAAAGCAACAAGAUAUAGAAUCAGCAAAAGCACCUGAGCCUUCAAAACCUGGAAACUCAACUGAACCAGCUAAGACAACUCAACAGGAAGAGCAUGAACUCAAAAAUGGGAAAGAAGAUGCUAAUGCACAGAAGCCAGCAGGUCCCGGUCCCCAAACAAAUGAAUACGCUGAUGCCCAGCUUCAAGAGAUUGUCAAGAAAUUGCGUGAAAGGGCAAACGUCUACAAGGAAAAGCUGAAUGACCCAGUGAUAUCUUCACCUGAAGCAAGUCCUCCAACUUCACCAAAGAAGCCUCCACCCCCAGCAAAAGAUGAAAAAAAAGAUGAAAAAAAAGAAGAAAAGAAAGAGGAGGCAGAAGCAAAGCCAGAGGAGGAUCAUUACUGUGAUAUGCUGUGCUGUAAAUUCAAAAAACCUCCACUGAAAAAAUACAUGGAGUAUAUGAAGCUACCAGAUACCAUUGACUCAUACACAGACCGGCGUUACGUGGCGUGGCUGAUGCUUGUGACAGUUGCCUAUAACUGGAACUGCUGGUUCAUCCCGCUGCGCUACGUGUUCCCGUACCAAACCCCCAGUAACACCAUCUACUGGUUUGUCAUCGAUGUCAUCUGCGACCUCUGCUACCUGUGCGACUUGAUCGUUUUCCAGCCCCGAGUGAGAUUCAUCAAAGGGGGAGAUAUAAUAUCAGACAGAGCAGAAACAGAGAAAUUCUACCGCAGCUCUGUGAAGUUUCGGCUUGAUGUGAUAUCAGUGUUUCCAUUUGACAUUUUAUACUUCUUCUUUGGAUUUAAUCCAGCACUUCGAGCAAACAGGAUGCUGAAGCAUAACACAUUCUUUGAGUUUAAUGAUCGUUUGGAAGCUAUUAUGGAAAAAGCAUACAUCUACAGGGUCAUUCGAACAACUGGAUACUUGCUGUUUAUCUUGCACAUUAAUGCAUGCCUGUAUUAUUGGGCUUCAGACUAUGAAGGAAUUGGCAGCACUAGAUGGGUGUAUGAUGGCGAAGGAAACAUGUACCUGAGGUGUUACUACUGGGCAGUUCGGAGCUUAAUCACCAUCGGUGGCCUUGCAGAGCCACAAACGCUGUUUGAGAUCAUUUUUCAGCUGCUGAAUUAUUUCAUGGGUGUCUUUGUCUUCUCCAGCUUGAUUGGUCAGAUGAGAGACGUAAUUGGAGCAGCAACAGCAGGGCAGAAUUACUUUCGUUCCUGUGUGGACAACACUGUCUCCUAUAUGAACACCUAUUCCAUUCCAAAAUUGGUGCAGAAUCGUGUUCGAACGUGGUAUGAAUACACAUGGGACUCUCAGGGAAUGCUGGACGAAUCAGAAUUACUGGAGCAAAUGCCAACGAAAAUGCACUUAGCUGUUGCAAUUGAUGUGAACUUUGCCAUUGUCAACAAAGUGGACUUAUUCAAAGGCUGUGAUACCCAGAUGAUAUAUGACAUGCUGCUAAGGUUGAAAUCCAUUGUAUAUUUACCUGGUGACUUUGUCUGCAAAAAGGGAGAGAUUGGCAGAGAGAUGUACAUCAUCAAACAGGGUGAAGUUCAAGUCCUUGGAGGCCCUGAUGGUACCAAAGUCCUGGUUACUCUAAGAGCGGGAGCUGUAUUUGGGGAGAUCAGCCUACUAGCUGCGGGUGGAGGAAAUCGAAGGACUGCCAACGUGGUGGCUCAUGGUUUUGCCAACCUUUUCAUUCUGGACAAGAAAACACUCAAUGAAAUCUUGGUGAACUAUCCUGACUCAGAAAAACUUCUCAUGAAGAAAGCAAAGGUGCUGCUGAAGCAGAAGGGGAAACCUCCCCCAGGACCACCAGUGCAACAGCCACGGGGCUUGGCCAGUCUCUUUGGGCAGAAACAGGAAACUCCAAAAUUGUUUAAAGCAAUGCUUGGAGGAAAAGGAAGAGAAGGCCUUGCUAAGCUGCUGCAGCUGAAGAAACAACAAGAAACUCAGGAAACUAAAGCUGAAACAGAGACCAAACCUAAAGAAGAGGAGAAGAAACCUGUGGAACCUGCAGCCCCCUCUGCACCCCCUGCUAAAAAGGAAAAGCCACAGGCAGAUGCUAAGCCUGCAGUUAUGCAGAGAACAACGAGUAAGGAGUCUCUGAUCAUUAGUAUGACACCAUCCCCCAGAGCAGGAGAAGGAGAGAUCCUUAAAGUUGAAAUUAAAGAGAAAGAAAAGAAAUAG
Molecule: messenger RNA, 2343 nt
Organism: Zonotrichia leucophrys gambelii
Lineage: Eukaryota; Metazoa; Chordata; Aves; Passeriformes; Passerellidae
Gene: CNGB3
Product: cyclic nucleotide gated channel subunit beta 3
Exons: 18
Coding region: 1-2343 (780 amino acids)
Biological process (GO): monoatomic cation transmembrane transport
Cellular component (GO): intracellular cyclic nucleotide activated cation channel complex; photoreceptor outer segment; plasma membrane
Molecular function (GO): intracellularly cGMP-activated cation channel activity; intracellularly cAMP-activated cation channel activity; protein-containing complex binding
Source: RefSeq, a predicted model, not a curated record